Diatraea saccharalis (sugarcane borer) is the source of this 489-nucleotide messenger RNA. NCBI's taxonomy places the organism in Eukaryota, Metazoa, Arthropoda, Insecta, Lepidoptera, Crambidae. The record is from the annotation of a GenBank genome assembly.
AUGCCAGUUCAGCAAAUCAACGUGAAAAAUACAUCUGAUAUUGAGAGUUGGGAAUGGGGAGGUGGAUGUGGCAGAGAAGCGGUCCGCGCAGGGUCGGGUAGUAGUCAUACCUCAUGCAGUAACUCUAGUGGAGAUAUCUGCCGCAUUUGUCAUUGCGAGAGUGAACCACACAAUCCUUUACUUGCUCCAUGUUAUUGUUCAGGGAGCUUAAAAUAUGUACAUCAAAGUUGUUUGCAGCAAUGGUUAACAGCAUCAGAAACAAGAUCAUGUGAACUUUGCAAAUUCAAUUUCAUUAUGCACACUAAGAUCAAGCCAUUUAAUGAGUGGCGACUGUUAGACAUGUCCGGUGUGGAGCGACGAAGGCUGUGUUGCGCUGUGUUAUUUCACUGCGUGGCAGCCCUGUGCGUUAUGUGGUCACUAUUUGUUUUGAUAGAACGGGCCGUCGAGGAGGUCAACCGUGGGAUGAUAGGUAAGAAAGUAAAAAAAUAA